ACCUCCGAAAGCGUCGCAGUCCUUCAGAAAACUCGACCAAACAAAUUGAUUUUUCUCCCAAAUAUAAAAAAUAAUAAUAACGUACACCAGUAGGCGUUUUACACGGCAAACGACAAACAGCUAAGCGUUUUUUCUUAAAGAGAUCGAUCAAUCAAGAUGACAACUUCGCAGGUUGACCAGAAGCGUGCCCAAAUUAAGCUAAAACAUGAUUUGGAACCAUUUCGCAAUGCCAUUGUUGGUGCUUAUGGCGUUCUCACCUGGGAAAAGCAAUACUAUGCCGGCAUUGUCUUUGGUGCCAUCAGUUUCUUGUAUCUGUUGCUGUGGUACCUAGACUUGUCAUUCAUAACGCUCUUCUCACUGCUGACAUUGCUAGCAUUUUUCAUGGACUUUGUGCUGCCAAUGGUGUCGCGUCUAGUUUGCAGCGGUGGCAAAUGGGAUGGCGAACAAGAGGCGAAGUUCGAGGAAGUCUGUGGCCAGUUGUAUAAUAUUAAAUCGCGGAUCGGGGAGUGGUACGAUUAUCUAUUCAAGGAGCGCAAGCCGACAUUGGUUGUCAUAGUCAUUAGCUUGGGAUUGUUAAUUUUGGCCUGGAUUGGUGCUAUCAUCAACAAUCUGUUGCUCAUGUAUUGCGCCACUGUACUCGUUGCCUUGUGGCCCGGCCUGAAUGAAAAGGACGUGUUCAAAUCCAUCAUACAGAAGGCUUCCAAAAUAGUCAAUGAUAAAAUCCAAUAUGGCAAGAAAAAGCUGCAGUAAAUUUAUGGCAUUAUACCUUACGCAUUUUUAAAUAUGUAAUACAACCACAAAACCACGCAUUCACCACAUUUGACCAAAAAAAAAAGAAAGAAACAUAUAUAAAUAACUAAGUCAUCAACUUGCCAUUACUAUAUUCAUAACAAUUACAUUUAGUAAUCAUCUUAAAUGAAAGCAAAGUAUACUAUAUGCGCAUAUAUUGAAAGUAUUAUCAUUAACCACUCACCCAAUCAACUUUGUUGUAAAACCAUGACUUUUAAACAUAAGAUAUUUUCAAUUCCUAUACGUCUUAUAAUAUAACAUAUUGUGUGUGUAGUAUGGGACCCUAAGAAUCUCAAAGAACAAGAAAAAAGACAAAUUUGUGAUUAAUUUUUGUGAGUUAGAUGAAAUUUAAUGAUAAUCCCGCAUAAGUAUACAAAAGCUUAGGCGUCGUCAACCGAUCGAUCGAUACCAACAUAUUUAAAUAAAGUUUUCAAUUGAAGUAAACUAAA
Molecule: messenger RNA, 1238 nt
Organism: Drosophila sulfurigaster albostrigata
Lineage: Eukaryota; Metazoa; Arthropoda; Insecta; Diptera; Drosophilidae
Gene: Arl6IP1
Product: ADP-ribosylation factor-like protein 6-interacting protein 1
Exons: 3
Coding region: 157-750 (197 amino acids)
Source: RefSeq, a predicted model, not a curated record